Pseudomassariella vexata is the source of this 1974-nucleotide messenger RNA. Its product is annotated as cleft lip and palate transmembrane protein 1. The transcript is spliced from 2 exons. NCBI's taxonomy places the organism in Eukaryota, Fungi, Ascomycota, Sordariomycetes, Amphisphaeriales, Pseudomassariaceae. The coding region runs from base 1 to 1974 and encodes 657 amino acids. Gene Ontology annotation, cellular component: membrane; endomembrane system. The record is from RefSeq and is a predicted model, not a curated record.
AUGCCCGAGCCAAUUGCGGCCGGAGGGCCAGCUCAGGAAGAACAAGGUGGUGGCCAGUCGAUGAUGUAUAAAAUAAUCCAGGGUGUUGUAAUGUGGUACGGUAUUCAGCUGGUCAUGAAACAGUUCACGGGAACCAAGCCGCAGACGACCGAGGUUCAGGAUUCGACUGGGAAUAUUGUCAAGGUCCCCGCCAACAAUGCAGAGAUUCCAGCGUACCAGCUCCGUCCGAAGUCUCUCGACGAAGGUGCAACAUAUGAUCCGAUUCCCCAGCGCAUUGCGCCUAUCUGGCCUUCCAACAGCGCUAUCGACAUCGUCGUGACUCUGUCGCAGACCUUCGUGCCCAUCCCCAUCGCAAAAACCGAGGAGCAAUACCUUGUCCUUUCUGAGAAGAACUUCACCGUGGGUAACUACAGUGACAAGCGGGCCAUUGAGACCACCUUCGAUGUCCCUCGAGCUGUCCAGAAUAACGGCACUCUGUGGGGGCACUUUUACAUUGGCUUGACUGGCGCCAACCUCGAUCCCAAAGAGCCGGGCUUCGAUCCUGCCACAGCUGUACACUUCGCAUACCCCUUGACUCACUAUAUCCCUAAGAAAAAGGAAGCCAAGACCCGCAAUCUCUUAGAAGGCAAGGUCGACCCUGACGAAGAAGAGAUCGAAGAGGAGAAACCUACUGGACCCAUUAUCGCAAGCUAUUAUCACCCAAACACAAGCUUAGCCUUUAUUCCCGAGACCGGCGUCAUGAACUUCCCGACCACGCCCCCGGCUGUGCGUCAGUUUCUGAACCUCGAGCGAACCGGUGCUCGCGACGGAACUGGGCAGAAUGGCUGGUACUACCCUAUCCUAUACGUGAACACCUUCUGGCAGUUGAAGAGCCACAUGACUUUGCUCAAUGAUACUGUCAAGACGCUUCCGCUCAGACUCGACCUUGGCAACAUGAAAAGCUGGCAGUUCAAUACCAUGGCUUCCAUUGACCUCUCAUCCAAGGAGCAAGCUCGUCAGGCUGCAUUCGGUGGCCCCAUGGCGGGUGGUAGCGACGGGAGCGAAAUUGACCUUAUUAAGGAAAUUUUCAUGGAUACUAACCCCUAUCUCUUAGGCGUCACAGCUGUUGUGAGCGUCGCCCACAUUCUGCUAGAGAUGCUUGCAUUUGGAUCCGACAUUGCGCAUUACCGCAAGAAGAAGGACAACGUUGGUAUCUCUGUGCGGUCGAUUCUAGCCAAUGUCUUCAUGCAAGCUGUUAUCUUCCUCUAUUUGGUUGAUAACUCCCAGAACACCAGCUGGAUGAUCCUGGGUUCUCAGGGUAUCGGCAUUUUGAUCGAGUUCUGGAAGAUCACAACGGUAGUCAAUGUGCGAGUGCGACCAACCGCCCCUGGCUCGUGGAUCCCUUACUGGGUCACAUUCGAGGACAAGUACAAGCUGAGCGAAACCGAGGAGAAGACCAAAGAGUACGAUGAAAUUGCUUUCAAGUACAUGUACAUUGCAGGGGUCCCGCUUCUGAUCGCCUAUGCCAUCUACUCUUUGGUUUACGAUUCUCACAAGUCAUGGUACUCAUACAUCAUCACUACCCUUGUCGGGUCCGUCUACGCGUACGGUUUCCUGAUGAUGGUCCCGUCUCUUUACAUCAACUACCGCCUCAAGAGCAUCGCGCACAUGCCUGGUAAGGCGAUGCUGUACAAGUUCUUGAACACCUUCAUCGACGAUUUGUUUGCCUUCACCAUCAAGAUGCCAUUCUUGCAUCGCAUGGCUACUUUCCGAGAUGACAUCAUCUUCUUCAUCUACUUGUACCAACGCUGGGCGUACAAGGUUGACUACACGCGUGUCAAUGAAUUCGGCCAGGGCGGUGAUGAUGAGCCGGCGGAAGAGCUCAAGGUAGAGCCCAAAUCAUUGCCUAAACUGGAUGCCGAAACCGUGAAGAAGAUCGGUGGUGGCCCAAAGACUACUGGGGCUAAUACCGGAAAGGCGACCAAGAGGAAGUGA